AUGUUAAUGUUCUCCCUCUGGAACCCACAUAGUAAGGUUUUGCGGUCAUCCGCGGGAUGGAUUAUUGAUAUUCAGUUUUCCCGGAAAUUGCAGAUAUUAUCUCGGCUAGUCAGAUGUAUACAAGAAGAGGCUUCGGUUGUGAACAUAGCUCGCCCAGCCGCGGAUAUGGUGCUUGGGGCAAUUAUGCAGAGUCAUCCCGCCGGUUUAUGGGGACGCUAA
Colletotrichum lupini is the source of this 219-nucleotide messenger RNA. RefSeq lists its product as uncharacterized. NCBI's taxonomy places the organism in Eukaryota, Fungi, Ascomycota, Sordariomycetes, Glomerellales, Glomerellaceae. The transcript is spliced from 2 exons. Bases 1 to 219 code for a protein of 72 amino acids. The record is from RefSeq and is a predicted model, not a curated record.